Messenger RNA from Darwinula stevensoni, 1320 nucleotides. NCBI's taxonomy places the organism in Eukaryota, Metazoa, Arthropoda, Ostracoda, Podocopida, Darwinulidae. The record is from the annotation of a GenBank genome assembly.
AUGAAAAUCGACGAACACUCACCGAGGGCCUCCAUCCAGGUGAACCGGCCGCUGUCGAUGAAGAAGGAGGAGAUCCGGCCGCGGAAGCGGAAGACGAAGAGCCACAACCCGGGGACGCCGAUGCAGGGGGGGUCGCUCCAGGGAGGGUCGAUCCAGGGGGGGUCGAUCCCGUCGACGCCCUCCAUGUCCAACUCCACGCCGUCGCCCAGAUACUCCAACUACUCGGCUCCUUCGAGCAUCGGAACCGACCGCGACAACUCUCACGACCAGUACAAUCCCGAGCAACGCCCUCACGACCGGUUCCCGUCCACAGAGGCCGGCACGUUCAAGACGGUGUCGUACCAGCUGCCACCGUUGGAGCCGAUGGUGGGCGGGGUGGAGAUGGGAAGGCCGCAGGAAGUCCUGGAAGGGGAAGGGCCGACGGAUUCGCCUGCGGAUGCUCAGGGGUCCAAUCCGCUUCCCAACGGACGGGGUGCUCGAGACAUCAGCGGACUCGCCGAUGGAGUCGUCCCAGAGCGGAGAACUCCAGGCUGCCGACGUCCCACGCGGCUUUCCGUGGCAUUCGUAGCCGGGGAAGAGGCGCUUCAGCUUCGGUUGACGACAUUUUUGGGGAUGCACCUCGUGUAUCUUGAAGGAAUCCAAUGCUCUCGUCUUGAGGUACUUUCCUGGCAAAGAGAAAUGCAGAGGCUGAGUCUCCAUGAACAAGUGAGACAAAAGGGAUUGGAACCUGCCCUGCUUUGGGUCUGUCCCUCUGGUGCCUUUAGCAACAUGAGAGAUUUCAGCAUUACUUUCUCCAGGAGUCAUGGCUAUGGUCUCCUCGGGAGAGAAUUGAGACAUCCUGCGCCUCCUUCCCGAUCCUCGGUUCUGAGCCACGGGGAUCUUCGAGGCGACUUCGGGUGUCAGAACCACGCGACGGCCCAGGAUCGAAGUAGGCGUGGACUUGAUAUGACCACUGCAUCACCAGCCUGCACCACCAGCUGCACCCUACGGGAAGGUGCAGCGUGGAGGUGCACGGUGGCCACCGCCCUCGGGGUGGUCGAUAUCACCACUUCGUCGCCGUUCCGCAUCACCAUCCGACUCUGGACUCCGGAAGCGACGUGGGGAUACCUUGGGAUGGCUUUCGUGCCUGGCUUCUUCUUCUCCUCGACAUCGAAAGUUGCAUCAAGAGCACCUCUGUUCAGAGAAGCAGCGGGUAGCAACGGGGUCGAAGCCUCGUCGUCCCUCUACGGAAUCGAGUCUCGGGAAGACGCUGUGAAGCUUGAGGACGAGUCUGAGGAUGCUGUCUUGGAGCCCGAGGAUGCCGAUUUUGAGCUAGAGUAG